Branchiostoma floridae (Florida lancelet) is the source of this 2673-nucleotide messenger RNA. RefSeq lists its product as uncharacterized. Gene Ontology annotation, biological process: regulation of apoptotic process; signal transduction. The coding region runs from base 1 to 2673 and encodes 890 amino acids. Gene Ontology annotation, cellular component: extracellular region. The transcript has 5 exons. The record is from RefSeq and is a predicted model, not a curated record. NCBI's taxonomy places the organism in Eukaryota, Metazoa, Chordata, Leptocardii, Amphioxiformes, Branchiostomatidae. Gene Ontology annotation, molecular function: protein binding.
AUGGCAGAUCCGGUUCGAGAAAGAGUCACAGCCGCUGACAGGCGCCAGUUUGAUUUUGUGCAAACGUUGCUCCGGAUUUCUGAUGAACUGACAGAAGAUGAGACCACAAUCAUAAAGUUGUGCUGCCUGCAUCUGAUCCCCAAAGGCCAGGCGACACAGCUCAGGAGAGCAAUGGACGUAUUUGUAAAGCUGAUAGAACUGGACAAAAUUGACAGGGAGAACCUUGAGUUUAUUGAAGAGAUCUUGGAGAGAAUCCGACGACAGGACUUGAUUCGGGAAGUUCUGCAGCCGUUCCAGCCUCCUAACCGAGAGAUUCCGGAAAAUCCCGAUCUCCAGCCGGAGUACCCCGAGCACCCGUCAGAAAACCUAGAGCUCCAGUCGGGAACAAGUCUGGAAGGGACGACAGCAGAUGGUGACGUGCAGGGAUAUUUCGACGAUGUAAUCGAGGAAGUCAGCAACAAGUGGGACGACCUGGCCCGGGAGCUGGGAUUUAAUGAUAACGAAAUCAAAGUAAUCCAAGUUUCAGAGCGUGACCCUGAUCACAGGUGCAGGGAAAUGCUGACCAGAUGGAGAAACAGGGAGGGAAGGGGAGCUACUCUACAGGUGAUGAUUCAAGCCCUAAAGAGCAUUCGUGAAACCCGGACAGCAGAGAGCCUGGAAGGAAAUGCUACCUCCAACAUCUACGUGGUCUUGCAAGGCGCAAUGAUCCAGGAAACUCUAGAUCAUCUUAAAAGAUGCCUGACGACGUUAUCUGGCGCCACAAGGUCACAGGUCAAGUUCAGAGGUUACAAGAAGAACAAGAGCAUCCUGGUGCACUUUUCCCUACCGCGGGAGAACACGGCGGUGCUGAGGCACAUGGCGCAUCACUCCGACCCGAGACUUGUCUACAUGGGCGUCAAGUCACUGCAGAUCGACGCUGAAGUUCCCAUCAAAUUCCAACAGGAGGCGACGUUGUACGAUGCCAAGAGACAAUUUCCUGUUGAUGACAUCGAGGUGGGAUGCAUUACCCGGACAAAACACCAGAGGGCGCCCCAGAGCUGGACCCGCCUGUCUGCCCUGAACCUGUUCUCGGACGCCCUGCCGCUCCAUCUGCAGGCAGCCGCGAGUCUGGAGUACCAGGGCUUCUCCUACAGCCUGGUCCGGGCUCUGGUGCAGAAGGACCGGCUCAGAGAACACCAGAUGAGGCAGGCCAUCCAGAACCUCAGGAACGCAGAGGUGGAUUCCAACACGCUCCGUCAGAAGGCAGAGGUGGAUUCCAACACCAUCAUUACUUUGCGCUCCAAGCUCGACAUCACAGAGAACAGGCUGAAGGAGGCUCUUGAGACGAUCGCAGUUCUUGAAGAAAAGCUGCAGCAGGCUCAAGAAUACGCAGAGAAAGCCGCCAAGCAGGUGACAUCCCACGUGACGGAGUACAGGGGAGAGAAGCCGCCUGGAGGCUGGCCACAGGAGUACAGGGGAGAGAAGCCGCCUGGAGGCUGGCCACAGGAGUACAGGGGAGAGAAGCCUCCUGGCGGCUGGCCACAGGAGUACAGGGGAGAGAAGCCACCUGGAGGCUGGCCACAGAAGUACAGGGGAAAGAAGCCGCCUGGUGGCUGGUCGAAAGAAGUCGAGAAGGCAGAUGUAGAGUCACAGACCCACCUAGCGGAUCCUCUAGAUAGCACAGGGAGACCUGAAGAUGUGGGCGACAAGGCUGGAGAAGACCCGACUGUUAAGGAAGAAGACAAAACAGCUGCAAUGCAAGACUCUGACAGUGAGAGCGAUGGAAGAGUGGAAGUCCUCGGUACAAAAGCACCCGAGCAAGAGCGACACACAGCGGGGACAGAAGGAGCGGCAUCUGGCUCUACUGGGGAGUUGGAUCAGGGUGUGAUCACUUUUGGUGGGAAAGGAUCAGAACCGGGAAAGUUUUCGUACCCGCGCGGCGUUGUGGUGUCGCCUAGCAACGAGAUAGUUGUGGCUGAUCUUUACAACAGGCGAGUCCAAGUCCACAGCACAGAGGGGGUUUACCUACGUCACUUCCCAACAGUUGUACCGGGUACAGGAGAUAAGAACAUGUACCCAUAUGAUGUUUGCAUGGACGGUAGCGGCACGCUGUGGGUAGUGGGGGACGGAGAGACAACCGACCAUGUUGUACAGUACAGCACGGACGGGACCGCCAUGGCGCGGUUUGACAUGAAGAAGGGCUAUCAUUUUCGCGGCAUUGCAGUAGACAUGCGCACUAACCACAUCCUGGUGACUGAUGCAGGCGAUGGUGCAGUUCAUGUGUUCCGUCCGGACGGCUCUCUGGUGCGGACAGUCCGGUAUCCACGGGAUGGGGAGAUAACACACCCACGGUACGUCACAGUGGACGGGGAAGGGAACAUUCUUGUGUCGGACUGGGACACUCACAGUGUCUGCGUGUAUGACGAGUCCGGGAAGUUUCUGUUCCAGUUUGGAGGUUUGGGAAGUGGUAAAGGUCAGCUGAAUGGUCCCCUUGGCAUCUGUACAGACAGCUCUGGGCACAUCCUCGUGGCAGACUAUUGGAACGAGGGAGUUCAGAUCUUCACACGUCACGGCAAGUUUGUCCAUACCGUCCGUACUGGGUUUCAGCCGGAAGGCCUGGCUGUGGGACCGGAAGGGCGGCUGGUUGUGACCAAUGAUUUGAACGACAUUGUGACUGUUUAUCCCAGCUAUUAG